Ziziphus jujuba (common jujube) is the source of this 662-nucleotide messenger RNA. RefSeq names its product small ribosomal subunit protein eS25. Bases 149 to 475 code for a protein of 108 amino acids. Gene Ontology annotation, cellular component: cytosolic small ribosomal subunit. NCBI's taxonomy places the organism in Eukaryota, Viridiplantae, Streptophyta, Magnoliopsida, Rosales, Rhamnaceae. The transcript has 4 exons. Gene Ontology annotation, molecular function: structural constituent of ribosome. The record is from RefSeq and is a predicted model, not a curated record.
AGUUUGCAAAUAAAAUACAGUUGGUGUGUGGUUUAGCAAACCCUUAUAAUUGACUUCUAAAAAGCCCCAAGCCUCCAUCUCCUUCGCUAAGCCUCUUGCUCUAGUGCCGCUUUUGCUUCCGCAACUCUGCUCCCUCUCGUCCGAUCCGAUGGCUCCGAAGAAGGAUAAAGCUCCUCCACCAUCCUCCAAGCCCGCCAAAUCUGGCGGUGGCAAGCAGAAGAAGAAGAAGUGGAGCAAGGGAAAGCAGAAGGAGAAGGUGAACAACAUGGUGCUUUUCGACCAGGCCACCUACGACAAGCUCCUCAGUGAGGCCCCUAAGUACAAGCUCAUCACUCCUUCUAUCCUUUCCGACCGUUUGAGGAUUAGUGGAUCACUAGCAAGGAAGGCAAUAAGGGAAUUGAUGGCAAGAGGUUCGAUCAGGAUGGUAGCUGCCCAUGCAAGCCAGCAGAUUUACACAAGGGCAACAAACACCUAGAUGUCCUAUUUUCCAUGCUCGUUUAAUUUUAAUUAGUAUAACUGAGAUCGACUGCUAUUAUCAUUUCCAUGUUAUAAAGUUUGUACUUUCAGUUAGAAUGCUGAUAUUAGCACUUUUUAUUAUCAUUUCCAUGUUAUAAAGUUUGUACUUUCAGUUAGAAUGCUGAUAUUAGUACUUUUUAUUAUCA